UCACGUGACUGCUCUGUUGAAUUCCGACAGUGCAAGUUUCAAGUACCCAAAAUACAACCCAAAUAAACAACGGUUUUGGAGUGAAGGACACGUUAUUUUUUACUGCAUGGUGUUAAUACUGCCUGGAUGUCCGACACACCAUGAAAGCUCUACGGGUUUCAAGACAUUAUGUACGGGAAAGCGAGUGCAGAUUUUAACGGAGCCAACGACUUCGUCGGCGAUGGUGGCUUUAGCUUGAAGGAGUCUCGCUAUGAAAACGAAUCAAAAAUCCAACUGAACAGGCUUGACACAGGGGAAGAAAAGACCAAUGAAAAACACUAUGAACAACCAGGAUCUGCGAAUGGACAUAGCGGUCGAUUAGACUUACUUGGUAGACCAGUACCUGGGUCAAAAAAUCGCCCCCAUUCGGAGAAAUAUCGCCGGAUUCAACUUUACUGCUACAACUUUUUAGAAAGACCUCGCGGGCUAGCGAUCGUGUACCAUGUUGCACUAUGCAUCCUAGUGAUUGUAAGUUUGAUCCUGACGGCCCUGAGUACUGUAAAUAUCUAUGAAGCAUUGCUAGACACUCCAAUAUUUAUUGUGGAAAUUGUACUCGUAACUGUAUUCAUAGUAGAAUAUGGCUUGCGUUUAUGGUCGGCUGGGUGCCGAAGUACAUAUGUGGGGCUCAGAGGCAGGCUCAACUUUGCCAAGAAAACAUAUGCGAUAUUAGAUGUGUUGGUGAUUUUCUCUUCUAUUGCGGGUUUAGCACUCUCAACGAAUGGAUCAUCAAUAACUGUUAGAUUAGUUCGGUUUUUACCUCUUCUUCGAGUAUUGCGAUUCGAUCGACAAGGAAGCACCUGGAAGCUUCUUGCAUCAGUUAUUUAUAUUCACAGAAAGGAGUUGUUGACCACUCUAUACCUGGGUUUUAUCAGCCUUAUCUUUGCGUCCUUCGUCCUGUACAUGGUGGAAAAGGAUGAAAACGUCAAAUUCGACAGCUGGCCUAACUCAUUCUGGUGGGGAAUUGUUACGCUGACCACGAUUGGAUAUGGCGACAAGACACCUAUCACGUGGUACGGUCGGCUGUGCGCCUCGAUAUUCGCGGUCUGCGGCAUCUCGUUUUUCGCGCUCCCUGCCGGUAUUCUUGGAUCGGGAUUCGCACUUAAAGUGACGCAACAGCAAAGACAGAAACAUUUUCACAGGCGCAGAAGGCCAGCGGCUAUACUCUUACAGUCUUACUGGCGGAUGUAUUGCGCUGAUAUCAACUCCAAGUCCGUGGCCACUUGGUUACCUCAUAUUUAUUACCAUAAACCCACGGUGAACUCAAUACCGUCCGGCGCCGACAAACCCUUCUCUUCUAUAGGCGUAGAAAGUCCGGUGGUGCAACCGCGUAAAGGCCGCAAGCUAUCCGCCGUCUGGAAAAACAGAAACGAAGGCAAAACAAGUCGGAGCCAAUCCGCGGAGAUCGCUCGAGUCGGCAAGCCUGAUUCCUUGGAAAACUUCCGCAAGGGAAGUCUGGCAAGCACGCUUGACACUGGAUUUUUUGUUCCAGGUGAAAACCUCCACUGUACUUUACUGUACACCAGAAAGUCCUUGGUCUCCAGUGGGCUUUUCACGUCUGAUGAAGCAAAUAUUUCUACGUCUGAAGAUGGCGAGCCUGCAAUCUCGCUCAGCAAUGCCCAGAAGCAUGCAAUUCGUUUAAUUCGACUUUUAAAGCUGAAAGUAGCGGUUCGAAAAUUCAAGGAAGCCCGCCGGCCUUACGAUGUGAAGGACGUCAUUGAGCAGUACUCGACCGGUCACGUGGAAAUGCUGGCGCGGAUGCGAAGCCUACAGCAGAGAGUUGAGAAGCUUCCAGGGACGAGAGAGGGCGACGAUGAUUUAUCCAAAUCCGACGUUAUUAAUCGACUGGUGAAAGUAGAACAGCAGGUAACUGUGCUGGAUCACAAAGUUGACGUCAUGCUGGGUCUACUUACCAAAAUGGCGGCUCUUGAGGGGAUAACCCAAGACUCGCACUUCAGCUACCCUCGCUCCCCUGGCCCCUCCCCUGGGGGAGGUUCUGCCUUCGGGGUACACCCGAAGGUCAAACGGACAUUUUCCGACCCACAAUCGGAAACCCGAACUGUUAAUCCGAUUUCAACAAACGAGCUUCCGAUGGUAAUCGUCGGCGCCGAUCCCUUAUCGGACCUGCCCGAACGUUGCCGAAGUGAUACAUUCCCAGCACCGUCUGCCUCUAAGAACUCAGAAUUCCCUGAAUACUCGCAGUCGUUUCCCAUACUGUGUUUACAGAAGGAUUCGGAGUCAUCUGGGGUGGUAAAUCCUCUUUGUUCCUCGUCUCAAAGCAGCGAUGACUCCCCCGGAGAGAUGGACCAUUUGAUCGCUCCAGGGUCACCCCCUAAGUCGGUGUUUUCUCGGUCCCGUCCGGGGAUACAUGAAAGACAGUUAUCCGACGUCACUGAAGGAGACGAGAGUAUUACGUCAGAGUCCCGGGAAAAUGAGCUUCACCAGUCUCUUUCGGCCGAGCUGCACCUAGACGCGAUAGGCGAGGACGAAAAAAGCGACAGCGAACCGAACAGUCCCACGGAGACGACCAGGUUAGGCGACUCCGAGACUCGGGGAUCAUUCGGAAGGCCUUCGGAGCGUUUUUCUGGAGACUUCGGAGAAACUUCGCAGAGACUUCCGGAAGAUGUCACUGAUCAUAUUCCGCUUGUAUGGGAAAAACAGGACACUGAUGUUCGGCGAAGGAGACGGUUUCCAAGCACAAAAACAUCCAGUGAAAGCUCCUGUGGGACUUUAGUGGCAGAUGGCUCGAAGGACCAAUCUCUGGAUUUAGUGCCUGGUCCAUUGGAGACCCCACCACAGGUGGGAGACAACAUUCAUGGGACAUCAUACCCUGAGGUGCCUGGUGCAUCCCAGGAUAAGGGUCUUAUCGAAGAGGACCCAGUAUCGACCCUUGACGAUUCUGUGACUUCCGCCGGAGACAGUAAAGCAAAACGAAGGCAGCUACAAAGAACCUCUCCUAUAGAAGUUUAAAAAGUUUUGUCUAGAUGCUAGUUUAGGGGAAAUAUCAGGAAAUAUUCCAUGAAGACUCUUAAUUUCACUUGGAAAAUUAUCUCUUAAGUGAAGAAAAAAUGUCUAAAUUCCUUAAAAUACAAGAUUACCUAGAAGCCCUUAAGAAUUAUAAGAAAUUUUGAAAUUGCCAUACUUUGUAGAUUUAGAAGUUAUUUUUACACGUUUAGAAGAGUCUUGAUUAUAUUAUCUAACAUGUUAUUUAUUUUGUAUUCUUCCUGGUUAUCAGGAGGUUAUACUUUCGAAAGACUCAUUUAGAGGUUAAAAAUUUUUAACAAGAUUCUUAUUCUACGAGGCCAGAUUUUUUUAAAUCGAUUAUGAUAAUAAUAGUUAUUUCAUAUUUAACAACCGACUAUGGUAUUAGUGCUUUUUAAAAGUAUGAACGUUCAGCAUUUUCUUGACACACAAUCUGGGAUUGGUUGAGUUAAGAAAUGACUGACAGAAAAACAACUUAUAAUGUAUGCAUCCGGAGAACUCUCAAGAUAUUUCAAACCGCAGUUUCCCAUGGGUCGAAGUGAUAGCAAUAAGUCGAAGAGUUGAUAAUUAGUGCCUAUUUUUAUACUGCUCAAAAGUGGUUUUAGCUUAAACGUUUUCUAGUGUAAUCUCAUAAAUGUUGCAUUGCAUUUUUUGCCGAAGAAAAAAAGGAUGAUGGUAAUAACAUGAUAUUAGGAUAGUUAUAAUAGCACACUUUAUUUAAUAUUAUCUUUGUGACAAACAUGUAUCUUAACUUAAAUAAUAUACUAUAAAUACGUAGAUAUAUGAAUAUUUUAAACGUUAUAUUAGUCAUUUAGUUUCCUUUUGUUAAUACAUGCGCUCAUACACGGCUAAAUACAUAAUAUAAUACAUCAUCGUAAUGGA
Nematostella vectensis (starlet sea anemone) is the source of this 3900-nucleotide messenger RNA. Its product is annotated as potassium voltage-gated channel subfamily KQT member 1. Bases 169 to 3006 code for a protein of 945 amino acids. Gene Ontology annotation, molecular function: voltage-gated potassium channel activity. Gene Ontology annotation, biological process: potassium ion transport; transmembrane transport. Gene Ontology annotation, cellular component: membrane. The record is from RefSeq and is a predicted model, not a curated record. The transcript is spliced from 17 exons. Lineage: Eukaryota; Metazoa; Cnidaria; Anthozoa; Actiniaria; Edwardsiidae.